Nerophis lumbriciformis (worm pipefish) is the source of this 5551-nucleotide messenger RNA. Its product is annotated as S-adenosylhomocysteine hydrolase-like protein 1. Gene Ontology annotation, biological process: L-methionine cycle. Gene Ontology annotation, cellular component: cytosol. NCBI's taxonomy places the organism in Eukaryota, Metazoa, Chordata, Actinopteri, Syngnathiformes, Syngnathidae. The record is from RefSeq and is a predicted model, not a curated record.
CCACAAUCUCACCCAGCCAGGUGACAGUUGACGAACGACACUACCACCUUCAAGAUAACUCAGCAUCAUACCACAGCUAGACUCGCAGCAACAAUCCAAAAGGAAUUAUUUUUGUCCGUAAUCAGCAAAAAAGUGCAAUUGAGACUUAAUUUCCCGCUUCCGCGUAGCUUCCUAGCGGCGCGAGGACAUCGAUGACACGAGCUUGUGACGUUGACAAGCACACACAAGAAGACAACAGAAGUGCGACGUCGACGGAAUAUUUACUCUCCUUUUUCUGGGUACCCGGUAACGAACGGACAGUCUCGGUCAACAUGUCGGAGUCCACCGGGGAGGCAAAGCAGGCGAGCAAAGAGGUGAAAGAAAGCGAAAAUGUCGCGGAGAAAUACUCCGCCUUGACGGUGAGCAAGAACACUGAAAUGAACAUGGAAGAGCUGUCGUCUGCCUUCAGCGCGGUGCCCACUCACAAGCCCGUUAAAAAGCAAAUCCAGUUUGUGGAGGACAAGCAGGAGUUCAGCAGGUUUCCCACCAAAGCAGGCCGCCGUUCGCUGUCCCGCUCCAUCUCUCAGUCGUCUACAGACAGCUACAGCUCCGCCGCAUCCUACACCGAUAGCUCAGACGACGAGACCUCCCCGCGGGACAAAACACAGGUCAACUCCAAGGGCAGCGGUGACUUCUGUGUCAAGAACAUUAGGCAAGCAGAGUUUGGCAGACGUGAGAUUGAGAUAGCGGAACAAGACAUGUCAGCACUGCUCGCUCUCAGGAAGAGAGCACAGAGUGAGAAACCGUUGGCAGGUGCCAAAAUAGUGGGCUGCACACACAUCACUGCACAGACUGCUGUGCUGAUUGAGACUCUGGUGGCUCUCGGUGCACAGUGCCGCUGGACUGCUUGCAACAUCUACUCCACGCAGAAUGAAGUAGCUGCUGCCCUGUCAGAGAUCGGCGUGGCUGUGUUUGCCUGGAAGGGCGAGUCUGAGGACGACUUCUGGUGGUGUAUUGACCGCUGUGUCAACAAUGAAGAAUGGCAGCCUAACAUGAUCCUGGAUGACGGAGGUGACCUGACGCACUGGAUGUACAAGAAAUACCCAAAUGUAUUCAAGAAGAUCCGAGGCAUCGUAGAAGAGAGCGUCACUGGGGUUCACAGGUUGUACCAGCUCUCCAAGGCAGGGAAACUGUGUGUGCCAGCCAUGAAUGUAAACGAUUCUGUCACAAAGCAAAAGUUUGAUAACCUUUACUGCUGCAGAGAGUCCAUCUUGGACGGCUUGAAGAGAACCACAGAUGUCAUGUUUGGAGGCAAACAGGUGGUUGUGUGCGGCUAUGGUGAGGUUGGGAAAGGUUGUUGUGCCGCAUUGAAAGCUCUUGGAGCCAUCGUCUACAUUACUGAGAUUGACCCCAUUUGUGCCCUACAAGCUUGCAUGGAUGGCUUCAGGGUGGUCAAGUUGAACGAGGUCAUUCGCCAGGUUGACAUCAUCAUAACGUGCACUGGAAACAAGAAUGUGGUGACCAGAGACCAGCUGGACCGCAUGAAAAACGGCUCCAUUGUGUGCAACAUGGGCCACUCCAACACGGAGAUUGAUGUGGCAAGCCUUCGCACGCCCGAGCUGACUUGGGAGAGAGUGCGCUCUCAAGUGGAUCAUGUCAUUUGGCCUGAUGGCAAGAGAGUCAUCCUGCUGGCGGAGGGACGUCUCCUUAACCUCAGCUGCUCCACUGUUCCUACCUUUGUCUUGUCCAUCACAGCCACCACUCAGGCCCUGGCUAUGAUUGAGUUGUACAACGCUCCAGAGGGACGAUACAAGCAGGAUGUUUACCUACUGCCCAAGAAGAUGGAUGAAUACGUGGCCAGCCUACAUCUGGCAACCUUUGAUGCUCACCUGACGGAGCUCUCAGAUGAGCAGGCGAAAUAUUUGGGCCUUAAUAAGAACGGUCCUUUUAAACCCAACUACUACAGGUAUUAGUCUGCAAUAAGCCACACCAACGUGUUGAGGGUCGCCAGGCGCAUUGCCUACUUCCUGAUGUUCACAUGAAGACGCAGUGUGUGUUCUUAUUUGUCACAUCAAAUGCAUUUCUCACUGUCUCUUGUCCUUGUUAGAGCCACAUUAGUGCACUAUGCUGUGUAUUGCAUGCAUAUCAACCCGGUAUUGGCGCAUUUGCAUCAAUAAUAUUUAACAUUUUUAGAAUGAUGUGCCAAAAAACUGUAAGAGAAGAUGAAUAAGGAAGUGAUUUAAAAAAUUGUGUAUAUUUUAUGUGUGGAAAAAAGUCUAGUAAUCAUACUUGCCAACCCUCCCGGAUUUUCCGGGAGACUCCCGAAAUUCAGCGCCUCUCCCUAAAACCUCCCGGGACAAAUUUUCUCCCGAAAAUCUCCCGAAAUUCAGGCGGAGCUGGAGGCCACGCCCCCUCCAGCUCCAUGCAGACCUGAGUCCGCUUUCCCACGAUAAAAACAGUGUCCCUGCCCAAUCACAUUAUAACUGUAGAAUGAUCGAGGACGAGUUCUUGGUUUCUUAUGUGGGUUUAUUGUUAGGCAGUUUCAUUAACGUCCUCCCAGCGCGGUAACAACACACAACAGCAGCGGUCACGUUUUUUGUCUACCGUAAAGCAGUUCGUCUGCCGUAAACAGCAAUGUUGUGACACUCUUAAACAGGACAAUACUGCCAUCUAUAACAUCAAUAACAUAUACGGCUUUUAGAGAGUGCAGUGCACAACUGCGCACACAACAAGGAGACGAAGCAGAAGAACGAGGAAGAUACAGCCAUGGCGACGCCGACGACGAGUAAGAUGAAGAAAUACGCUUUGUUGCACCUUUCCUGCCUGAGUCCGGCGAUUAGUUGCAAAUCUUGCUUUAUUGAUUGCUUGCACACAGCCAAUCCAACACAAAACAAACAAGUCCCGCCCGCACUGACGCUACCGCUCCCUCUCUUCUCUCGCCCACACACUCACUGACGUCACUCACCUCACAUACUCACCUAUUAAAGGGCCACACACACACAUACGCUACUCUCAUAACAGCUUGUAAGUUCCAAGCCGCAGCUGCGAUUGGACCUAGAUAGCCUCCGGGAAGAAGUAGUGGACUACCAAGUGCUUGGCACUGAAGAUCUUCCUCAGGAAGCAAAGAUUGACCGGUUUUGGGCCAUGCUAGGGAGAGAUGGAAGAUUCCAGUCUCUAAUGCAUUUGAUGAAAGCACUUUUGUGCGUGCCACACAUCAAUGCAUCAUCAGAGAGGGUGUUCAGCAUGGUUAGAAAAAUAGUGACAGAGAAUAGAACAAGGAUGGACAAUUCAACCCUUAACUCAACAAUGAGUAGAUGAGUGUUAUGUGCGUGUAUAUGUGUAAAUAAAUGAACACUGAAAUUCAAGUAUUUCUUAUAUAUAUAUAGCUAGAAUUCACUGAAAGUCAAGUAUUUCUUAUAUAUAUAUAUAUAUAUAUAUAUAUAUGAAAUACUUGACUUGGUGAAUUCUACCUGUAAAUAUACUCCUCCCCUCUUAACCACGCCCCCGACCACGCCCACCCCACCCCCCACCUCCCGAAAUCGGAGGUCUCAAGGUUGGCAAGUAUGCUAGUAAUACUUCUCUUGGUUGUGAAGUCAACUCUCGAGAAGUGACUGAUGCCUUUUAAUUUGUUGUUGAGCUCUAAAGCGAUUGGUUUAUUAAGACAUUUUAAAGCAAUGCACUGGCAUUUUGAAGUACUUUAUUACAUGAUUUAAAUCUAUAUAUUUUAUUUGCUGGCCCUGUAAACUGAAUACAUUCCAAUGACGAGCUAUAGAGAGCUCUUUAGUGUUGCACUUGUCUCUGCUAACACUGCAUAUAGGUGUAGAGCUACAAUAAUAUUAGGAAAAUAAUUAGUUUGUUUCUGGAAAAAUAGGGAUAAUAAUAACAUAUCCACCUCAGGGUAUUUACACUUUAGCAUUGAUGUAAUUCUCGUGAUGUGAACAAAAAGAUCAAACAGUAAGGCCAUACUGUGGCAGCUAGACAGUAGAUUUUUAUUUAGUGUAUAUCAGGUGCUGUAGUCACAUACCUGCAUGCUGCCUCGGCAAAUACAGUGUUUGUACUGUAUACACCGCCACUAAGAAGUUUAACUUGGAGUGGCUUUUCUGUCAAUGGUAGUUGGGUUAGCAGCACAUCUGACUUAUGCAGGCUUUUUAUUAAUACAAAUAAUAUGAAUUAUGCUACAUUUACUUGUGUUUUCAAUGAAUGAUUCAUUUACAGCAGGGGUGUCAAAAGAGCGGAACAGCAGCAAUUUUCAGGUUGUAGCUCCUUUUUUUAGUGACCUUGGACAUAAUGUCAGAAAUACUGUUAGGUAUUUAAAAUAAUUUGCUCUGUCACCUGUAACACAAAGCUAAGAUGGGAAUGUUUUAUUCAGAUCGCUAACAGUGUUUCCCAGACUUUCAUUACUUGUUCUCCUCUCCUAAACACAUUAUAAUGGGACUGUCUAUACAUGCAGCUUGUCAUUACAAUUCUGUACAGCAGGUGGUGGUAUGCAUCGUCACUGAGCUUCUUAACACAAGUCAUACACACCUGGUCUGCCAGAGAAUAAGCAAAUAUAGCAGGAGGGAUCAGUGUUGCCAACUGAACAACUUUGACACUAUGUUUAGUGAGUAUUCAUCAGACCCCCUUUUUAAAUGUAAUUUGUGUUUCUAAGCAUACUUGUUUUGCUUUUCAUGUUUUUUGCUCACUCUCCUACAGCAUCCGUAUUUAUGCAAAUUAGAUUAUGUUGUCUUCGGAUUUUUUGCAGCCCACACGUGUUUUUCUAUUAGCCUGUGGCACAUUCAAAACAUAGAAUGAACACCAAAGCAAUUAGAAUAAUGAUAUUUAACGGUGUAGCACUUCUUCUUCAUCCUUUAUUUUCCCUUGAUAGAAAAGUUUGGACGCCCCUGAUUGAAGUGAUUGUACUAGCUUGCUUCAUCUAAAUCAAAACUCACGUCGUUACUAGCCCGCCUUAGAAAUGUGGCGUAUUCCUGCACCUUCCUUGCAACUUCAUGAACACUAGAGCCAAAGGUAUUGUUACAACAUUACGGCGCCAUUGUCACUGUAACCAUGGUUACUGGCCAGUUGACAGUGCCUUGUGAUUCACUUAGUACAAUUUAAAUGAACAAGUGUUUUUUUAAUAUAUAUUUUUGACGCUGAACAUUGUUGUGAUUCUGCUAUGCAUUUUUCUUCUGUCCAAAGUAUUUUAAACAUGUUUGGAGAUCGGUAUUUUAGUGUCUGAAGUCUACUUUUAUUAUCUAGUCUUUUUCCCCCCUUCCACGUCAUUAUAAAGAGCACUUAAUACAUCUUCUCUAAUCUAUUUGUUUUGUGUCGACUGACAACUCUUUUAAUCAUGUAUUAUUUUAAUUGAUAGGACAUAUGCAUGUGUGUUUUGUCAAAUUGGAUAAAAUAUGCGCACCACUGUGAUUUUUACAAUUGUACGACUGCUGGUUUGAAGUUUUUGACGUGAAAACAAACUCCUGUAUUACGCUUUGAACACUCAAACUGUUGUUUAGUUCUAAAACACAAUUGCAACACGAUAUGUUCUGAAAGAUUAUGUGCACCCUUCCCUUUAAUAAAAGUCUGGCAACUUAGUAAA